GUUUGAGAAGGGAAAAGGAUAUUUUCCACGCGUGACUUACAGACUCUCUUGCUGGCCAUGCCGAUUUCCCUAUCUUCCUCGUCGACAACGAUGCAGAUUUCCUCCAUCAAUGCAUCUUGGCUUGGUGGCGGGUCCCCGGUGCGCGUGGCGGAUGCGAGGGCCUUGUUGGCUGAGACGUCCAGCGGUUGGACGUCUGGGUAUAGGUGCAAGAUGUUCUCGGAGGUGGGUUGGGGUAGGUUGGACUUGGGCACAGUAGCUGACAUUGCGGGUACUUGGGAUUGUGUCUUGAAAGUGAAGGAAUUGUGUGAGAGUAGACGAUGGGUUGGGCCUCACGGCGGUGCAUUGUUUAUGUUGAGCCCUACUGCCGGGGGCGGUUGGAACCGGCUGUGCGCAUCCCAUGCUUGUCGCCACCGGCUGUUGUGUCCAGCUUGACAUAAAGUGCAGGAGAUGAGGUCGUGUCUGUCACGCACACCCGCCUCAUUCGAACAAUCAGAAAGAAUAGACCAGAUGGCAGCGAUAUCUCUCAGCUCCGUGGCCGCGUACGUCUUCGUUGGAAAGACGGCGAGCGUGGCCGGUGUUCUUGCCCCGGAGAUGCAGAAAGCCGGCGCACGCACGUUCAUCUUCAUCACUGAGUCCACGGGUCCGAACGCAGCUCUCGCGAACAUAGUCCAGAAUCUCCAAGCUGCUGAAGCCACGGUGCUUCUCUACACAGACGGCCUGUCUCAGGUUGAUCGUCUGAAGACAGUAGUCGGGCUCUGGACCACGGAAGGCCGUCGCAUCGGAGGUGUGAUCUACGACCAGACGGACGCGGUACCUGAUGAUCUCGGGGAUGUUCUAUACCACGCCGCGGGGAUGCAGAAUCUACACCAGAGCACCGCCACGCUGCAGUUGGACUUUUUCCUCGUCUACCACGAGAAGGACACUCCUGCUGCCGCGAUGGCCAAGCGCUUGGCUCGCCACCGGUCUCGUUUUGGGCUCCCACUUACGUCGCUGGAGCUCGAGUGUAGACCUUGGGUCGCGGACGCAGUCGAGACCCAGAUCCUGACAGGCUUUCGAUCAGUCUUCCCAGACCCCGCUCAGGCAGAGGGACGGAAUCAGCACCCAAAACCCGGGACCGGGAGUGUGUACUCUUCAUCCUCGGGUGACGGUACUGCUCAGACAGAGCCGACCACCCCUGGUGGCUCGAAUGCAUACUGGAGCUCGCCUCUUCCCGCAAAUUCUCCCUUGGAAGAGUGCGAUCCAAACUUUGUCCAAGCCUUGGCUGCCGGAACAGAUCAUUCUCCGAUCAAGGUGAAUACUGGAUCUCUGUUUCUGUUCGAUAUUGCCGCAGAGCAAAUAGCCAGUCUCCUCGCCGUGGAAGCUGACGAAAUUGACCUCGAUGCCCCGGUCGCAGCCCUCGGAGUCGACUCUCUGAUUGCCACUGCCUUCUGCAAUUGGCUGGAGACAGAGGCCAAAGUAUACCAGUCUAUCGAACCCAACGUUUCUUUUGAGGAUAUUAGUCCAGGAGCUUGGAGUAGGUGA
Messenger RNA from Aspergillus fijiensis CBS 313.89, 1521 nucleotides. RefSeq names its product beta-ketoacyl reductase. Lineage: Eukaryota; Fungi; Ascomycota; Eurotiomycetes; Eurotiales; Aspergillaceae. The transcript has 4 exons. The record is from RefSeq and is a predicted model, not a curated record. Bases 448 to 1521 code for a protein of 357 amino acids.